AUGCGUUCCGCUCUCAUUGUCUCCGCCCUUGCUGGCGCUGCUUUCGCCGAACACAGAUCUUUGAUCGGCCGUGAUGGCACCUGCAAGCCCCAGCCUGCCGGUUCUGGCCCUGUUGCCUCCCNNCCCGACACUGUCGAGGGCUUCUUCGAAAUCCCUGAGCUCCAAACUCUCUCAGCCAACGCUCCUACCCCUGAUGGUUACACUGCCGCCUUCACCGGCUUGAACGCUUCCCUCAACGCCAACAAGUACAUGGGUCUGUGGACUCUCACUGCAUACGACACCAUUGGAUGCGCUUCUCUGUGCGAUAAAACUUCAGGAUGUCUAUCCUUCAACAUGUACAGCGAGCGUGACCCUACUCUCGACCCCAACCACACCAACUGUCCCAACCCUCAGUCUCUUACCAACUACAAGUGCACUCUGUGGGGUGCUGGUGUCUCUGCUUCUCAGGCCAAGAACUUUGGCCAAUGGCGCAACGAUUUUCAGGUUUUGAUUACAGGUAGCAAUGCAUACAAUGCCCUACCUGGUCCUAACGGCGUUUCUGGAUACGAAGCACCUAUUAAACUCGGGNGUGCCAUUAAUGCUCCGCUCGACAGCCAGAAGCACGACACCUACAUGGGCGUUCGUUACUACCCCUUCAGUGAGGACCAGGAAUACGACCCCAGCGUUUGCGCCACUGCCUGCACUUCCCAGACUGCCUACAACAAGGGCCACCCUGCCAGCGAUGGUUCAUACCAAACCUGCCGCUUCUUCAACUCCUGGAUCCAGAGCAAGGAUGGUGUUGCCUACGAGCUUCACUGUGGUCUUUACAACCAGACCUGGUCUCCUCAGUACGCCACCAACUACGGCCAGUACCAGGAUAACAGCCGCAUCACUGUUUCCAGAUCUUACAGCUACACUCUUUCUGAGGUUGCUGCUUAA
Molecule: messenger RNA, 918 nt
Organism: Aureobasidium vineae
Lineage: Eukaryota; Fungi; Ascomycota; Dothideomycetes; Dothideales; Saccotheciaceae
Source: the annotation of a GenBank genome assembly